Synchiropus splendidus (mandarinfish) is the source of this 1100-nucleotide messenger RNA. RefSeq names its product mitochondrial ribosomal protein S34 (gene mrps34). Bases 210 to 842 code for a protein of 210 amino acids. The record is from RefSeq and is a predicted model, not a curated record. Gene Ontology annotation, molecular function: structural constituent of ribosome. NCBI's taxonomy places the organism in Eukaryota, Metazoa, Chordata, Actinopteri, Syngnathiformes, Callionymidae. Gene Ontology annotation, biological process: mitochondrial translation. Gene Ontology annotation, cellular component: mitochondrial small ribosomal subunit; mitochondrion. The transcript is spliced from 4 exons.
UCACGAGCGGAAGUGACGCGCAGAACCGAGGAGGUCAACUUGUGCUUCGCGGACGUCUCGCUAUUUGAACCAAACACAUUCUCUACGGAGUCGUAAAACAAGGUGUGGACGCUUCAACAGACGCGGAGUUGGUCCGUAAGCUGAGCAGAUUUGACGCCGUGAGGUGCGCACGGGAGACAACAUUCAAACGUGCGGCUCCUCCCCCCGUCAUGGUGAAGAGGAAACGGAUCCGUGCCAUUGCCGAAAUGGCGCGGAAGGUUCGAGCAUACCGGGAGCUGAAGAGCCGCCCCCGGGACUCUGAGAAAUACGCCCUAGACUAUGAGAGCAUGCGGCGGCCACUGAGCGGCGGCAGGCUGCCUGUGCUGGCCUGGCAGGACGUGCGGCGAGAGUGUCGCCUCUUCUCUCUCAUGGCCGGCAUGCGCAUGUUUGGCGUGGGCCGCCUCUUCACCCGAAAGUCCUGGCUGGAGGAGCACAGCGAGCCAUGCUACUGGCAGAUCACCCGGGUCCGAGUGGACUACACGGCCGAGAACAUGGAUCACGGCAAGGCCUGGGGCGUCCUCACCUUCAGAGGGAAACAGGAAGAGGAUGUGAAGGAGGUGGACAAGGUCAUGUACCACGACUGGCGCGUCGUCCCCAAACACAUGGAGCAGACGUUCCGGGACUUCCAGCCGCUCCCUGACCCCGCCCCUCGCUACAUCCACUACCCCCCGCUGCUGCGUGCCAUGCUGCUAGCCCAGCUCAAGAAGGCAGGGAAGCCCGUCCAGGAGCCACUGUUGGCCCUGCAGCUGGAUGCCGGCGCCCCCCAGGGGCAGAGCUCAGGAGCAGAGGGCAUGGCCGUGUGACCACCUGGGGCAGAGCACAGACCUGUGCAGACGCAUCUCCAUCGAAGCUUGCUGUUGUGUGGAGUCAUGUGAUCAGCGCCGUGGCAUCAUUGACGUGUGGGAACGAUCAAGUGCAUCAAAGCAGGCGAGACCUUCAGCAACCAUGAGCCCUUUUUCUCCACUUUUCCUUUGAUACUGUUGAAAUCAAAUCUGAAUGAAUGGAAGAAUGUGUGGAGAAUAAAAAGCAAUGCUGCUCCCGUGGCUACAUUCUUCUUUCAA